Vitis vinifera (wine grape) is the source of this 2774-nucleotide messenger RNA. Its product is annotated as EID1-like F-box protein 2. Gene Ontology annotation, molecular function: protein binding. Lineage: Eukaryota; Viridiplantae; Streptophyta; Magnoliopsida; Vitales; Vitaceae. The coding region runs from base 1813 to 2553 and encodes 246 amino acids. The record is from RefSeq and is a predicted model, not a curated record. The transcript is spliced from 2 exons.
GGUGCAUUUGUAUAUGAGCGGACCCAGCCCCAAGUCCUUUCAAUCUCUGCAACCAGUUGCAGAAGCUCAAUGACUACAUUUUCUGUGGACGAAAUUACCCCUAUCAACAAGGGGAAUUUACCAUCUCUUCUUGCAUGGUCUUGAUCUCUAGGGUUUUGAGGCCAUGAGGAAAGGGGACCUUGUGAGCUGAGGUGAGUUCUUGGCUCUCGGUUUCGUGCUGAUUACGAUCUGCUCCUGUUUGGACUUCUUGCUUUUCAAAUCACUAGUAUUUUGAUGUGGGUUUGUUUGAUUUUUGGGAGCAUCGAGUGCAGAGGUUCUUUCUUUGGAUUGGAAAAUUCUUCACGUUUGCCAUGGGUUUCUUGGGAAAUGGUUUCAAUUUUGAUUUUUUAGGGUGUUGUGGAUCUGUGCGUUUGGUGGCUUUUGAUAUGCACUGAGAAAUUGCACCUAAAUUGUGUUCAGUGAUGUGAUGUCUAGUACUAGGAAUUGUGAUUUAGGUCUGUUUGGCUGCUGAGAAAACCUGGUGAAAGAAAAGAAUUAGAAAUUUUUAUUUUCGCUUUGCUAUAGGACAAAACAAAAAAAAAUGAUUUUGAACUAAGCCCGGUUCAAGUCAUCUCUCGUUUGCUUAGCUCAGCUGAAUUUUCCUUUUCUGUAAAGAGAUGAGAGUGACUGAAGAUAUUACUCAAUAGUUUUGUUUCCUUUUGUUUACGUCGGUUUUCUCGGCAACCAAAUGAACCUUUCAUGUGUCGUUGGGCCAUCUUUGGUUGGAAGGUGGAAAUUGAGUUGCUGAGUUGUAUUUAAUGAAGCAUUAAAGGUUAUAAAUUUAUCAUCUUGGGUGGCCUAUUAGAGAAAAUUUGAGCCAUCACAAAUUCAAUGGCGUGGGAUCGGUUCUAGGAUUUGAUGAGAUGCCACCACUCUAGAUUUCCACUACCAGUUGUACUGAUGUCUUUCAUUUCUGUUAUUGUCUUGUUUAAGAUGGUGAAUUCAUACACAAGAUCAUAUACUAAUACUCAAUGAGCAAAUACAAUUUUCACUGCAUGUCCAAAAGUUCUGCUGAUCUGUUAAAACCAUCUUUUUCUCUACUAGAAAUGCAAAGAUUUCUCACAUUAUUUAUGAUGUGGGGUCUUAAAAAGGUUAUAAUUUGUGGACAUCCUGAAAUAUGAAGUACUGCAGAGUGGCUUGGGAUGAAGCUUAGAUGUCAAAAAUUUGACAUUUUGUAGAGGUUAAAAUCUUUGGGUAUGCUGUUAAUGGAGGAAUGCUAGAUAUGUGCCAUUUAAAUAAAGUUGUUAUUCCUUUUUAUCUUUUUCCAUCUAACGUUUUCAUUUUCCCUGUUUGUGUUGCUAUUAACUCAGAAAACAUAUUUACAACCUUUUGCAUCAGCAGCCUAAUAAUAGGAUAAUUUGAAUGCUGUGUGGUUACUGUGAAUAGCUGCCUGACCAGAAUAAGUUUUAAUGUCUUUUGUGUUAAUCAAGAUGAGAGCCCAUUGUCAGUUUUUUUUUCUUUCCUCUUUUAGUCCAUAAAGGCUAAUGAAAUAUUGGUAUCUUAAUAUGUGAACUUUUUAUAGUAUUGGCAUUGAGUAAGUGCCAUCUGAUUUAAUUGUUUUUUCUUGGAUUCUGAGAUUAUGAGUUGAAAGGAUCAAAUUUAACUUCUUCCAUUUUGGGUCAUGGUUUCUAGUGUUUGCAGUGUGUGGUUUGAGAAAUCUUCUCUUGUUAUCAAGUGUUGUCACUGUUAAUGUUUCAUACGGAUAAAUCUUUGUUAGCAUGUACUGAGAUGCUUUCCGAUCAUCUUCGCUUUUGAUCUUACUAGGCAGAGACAAUGAUUUUAACAAAGCAGUAUCGUUGCAUACACUCAGCAAGUUGUGCAUGCACAAAAGGGCAUCUGAGUGAAGAUGUGAUUUUCCUGGUUUUUCAACAACUUAACUGGAACCCUAAGUUGAUUGCCACUCUGUCUUGCACAUGCAAAUGGUUUGAUGACCUUGCUAAGAGAGUACUUUGGAAGGAGUUUUGUCGGGCAAGAGCACCAAAGAUGAUGCUUGAUCUACAAUCUAGUGGGAGUCACAGUGUUGAUGGGAACUGGAGAGCACUUGGGAAGCUGCUUAUCUACUGUUCAGGGUGUACCAGGGGUGGCUUGUUUAAUAGCAUUCAAAUCCCCGGUCACUUUGUUUACCGAACACGGUUCUCUAGGACAUCAGGGAAGAGUUUUCUUUUACCUCAAUGCCGAACAGAUGUCUUAUAUGUGUCUGACCCUUGUGAGCAUCUUGACCAAGGGGAGGAGGGGGAUGUGGGGUUCUUCCGGGGGGUUUUCAAAUCAUUUUCUAUGUCAAAGGUUCGAAAGAUGCUGAUCAAAAAGGGUGCCCAGCUUCAUCCAACAGAGGUGUGUCCUUACUGUAAGGCAAAGCUAUGGAGCAUGCUUCAGGCUAAAAUGAUACCGCAGAGUGCCAGCUGCAGAUUGGGCGCUUAUGAGGACUGCAUUGAGUAUUAUGUGUGUCUCAACGGACAUAUGCUGGGGAUCUGCACUCUCUUACCUUUAUCAGACUCCGAAGAGGCAUCUGAGUAGGAGUGGUAGUGGGGAUGGAGACCAGGUAGCCUCUCUCAUCAGGAAUAGAAGUUCUAUUUUUCUUAAGACAUGAUGAACUAUUAGGUAGAUUCUAAAAAUGAUUUCCCUAUUGCAGUACAUCAAUUUUCAAUUUAGUCUGACAUAUUAGAGAAAUUAUGAUUCUAGUUCAGGCUUCAGAAUAAGUUGGAAAUGAAUAUUUGUGUCGAGAUUUCCUUGUUGCA